UGCAAGCAGUGCUUUAUGUUCUGCUCUUCAUUUCAGAUUCCCAUACCAAGUGUGCCUGCAUUCCAGCCGUCCACCCCCAUCCCUGAGCGCCUGGAAGCUGUACAGCGCUACAUCAGGGAGCUUCAGUACAAUCACACUGGGACACAAUUCUUUGAGAUUAAGAAGAGCAGACCUCUGACUGGGCUGAUGGACCUGGCCAAAGAAAUGACCAAAGAGGCCCUGCCAAUAAAAUGCCUGGAAGCUGUGAUCCUGGGAAUUUACCUCACCAACAACAUGACCACGCUGGACCGUUUCCCCAUCAGCUUCAAAACCCACUUCUCAGGGAACUACUUCAGACACAUUGUGCUGGGGGUGAACUUUGGAGGCCGCUAUGGGGCACUGGGCAUCAGCCGACGUGAGGAGCUCAUGUACAAAGCACCUGUCUUCCGCACACUGAGCGAACUCAUCUUUGACUUUGAAGAGGCAUAUCGCCGCUGCUGGCACACUCUCAAAAAGGUGAAGUUGGGCCACUGUGUGUCCCAUGACCCACACAGUGUGGAGCAGAUUGAGUGGAAGCACUCCAUCCUGGAUCUAGACAAGUUAACCCGGGAAGACUUCCGCAAAGAGCUUGAGAGACAUGCCCGUGAUAUGAGGCUGAAGAUUGGCAAAGGAACUGGGCCACCAUCGCCCACCAAGGACAGAAAGAAAGAUGUCUCCUCCCCACAAAGAGGUCAGGCCAGCCCCCAUCGGCGCAACAGCCGUGGGGACCGACGGCCAUCUGGUGAGAAAAAGCCUGCCGAUUCCAAAGCCAUGCCAGACCUCAAUGGGUACCAGAUCCGGGUGUGAAGAGAGCUGUACCUUGCGUGCCUGGCUCCACAGACUUCUUUCUGGCCACAACUGGGACCUGGAUCCACCUGCAGUGAUUCUGACAAAGGGGACAGGGGAGCAGGAGCGGAACAGAGUGCUGAUCUUCCAGGUACUUCCUAGUGGGCCAGUCCCAGAGCUGGAUCCCAUGGGUCCCAGAGGAUUCACCUGCCUGAUUCUGGGAAAGGUGUCCAACUUAAUUCACUGAAACAAGUAUUUUAAAAAAAAAAAAAAAUUAAAAAGAUCUGUACAUUGGUGGGAGUUUGCUGCAGGAAGAAUAUGAAGUGCGUGGGGUCAGCAGACCUGCUAUCAGUUUUUUUUAUGUUAGCAGCAAGUAGAUGAAGCAUCUUGUUGACAGUACUUCUUCCCUGUCUGCACAGAAGUCUUCAGCCCAUGCAAGGCCUGCAGGGCUGAGUAAGAAGUGAUGCUGGAAUGGGAUGGCACCCACGUCUUGUGCAAAAACUCAAUUUUGUCAUUAUGAACACUCUGUUUAGCAUUGGUUUUGUGAGAGACAGGGCUGAAUUUGCUCAGCCUCCUGAUUUAUUGAUCAUACAAAGGCCACUCAUCUGGAGAAACCACAUCUUGUGUGUUUAGUCCUGCCUAUUUCAAAGCAUUUCAUUGUCUCUUAGGGGGUAGACAGUGGGAUGAUGGUCCUCUUUACCCACUGCAAUACUGGUGAGCUGUUGCUCUAAGUCCUUUUGUGGUUGAGUGGGUCAGGAUAUGCCUAUGCCAUUGCCACAUGAAAACAGGCAGAGACCUCAAUUGUCCCAACAGUGGCAGUGGGGGCAGGCAGGGCUGGUGGGAAGCUUAAACUUUAGAGUCAUCUCUUCAUCAGCCUUCUCUCUAUUAACUUCUAGUGAGUGCUACUGUGAAAGCUUUCAGAAGGCACUUCAGUCAGUGAGGUACAAGUUUUAAGAGUAAAUAGUUAAAGAAGGAUUUAAUGAUGUUUUACAAGCAAUUUUCCUUUCCACAAGGGUCUUGCUCCUUCCUCACUGUGGUGUUAGUGCUAGAGUUACAGACACUUGUUGGUGGGAAGCCCUGCUCAAGGAGAUUGCAGCUGCUUUCCUGACAGCUCAGUCUGGAGCCUCCUGAAAGUAGUUCCCCACCCCAGUCCUAGAGCUGUGCUUGUUUUCUGGCUCUUUGGAUAGCUGCGGCAUUUGAUAGCACCACUUAUGCUAGCCUUCCCCAAAGGGCUGGGCUGGGCCUUUCUGCCCACUAACAGCCUUGAUUCUUUCUACACUUCUUUUCAGGGGAGUGUUGUGCUACUGAUGAAGCAGUGUAACGCUUGUCAGAAAUCUGAAGUGUUCUCAGACCUCUCUGAGACCUAGAGCCUGGUAACAGUGGAGUUCCCAGAAGUCAGAACAGCAUGGCCUUAAAGUCAUCUGGAUGCAUGGAUCUAGGCCAUGCAAAAACUGAGGGUUGGGAGUGGGAGUAUCCUUGAGAGAAAGUGAGUCUUAUUUUAUCACAGCACUGACAAAAGAGCUAAACUUUCUGAAAUACUACAUAUUUUUGUUAGAACUGGGUUUACUCUUUUUUGUGAAUUUGUUAGAAACAUGAUGGGGCUUAGCUCUACCAGAAUUUAUGUUGCAGUACUGAUGUGCCACACCCUCACAUAAGCAGUGUUAUUUUGAUGGCAGAGAAUGGAUUCUUACCCCCAAACAAAUCAGGUUUUUUGUCGAGUGUUAAUCCUGGAAGCACCACCCACAAGCGAGUGAACUCAGGCCUUACAAGUUCCUAACUGUACAUCCUUAACUGUGAUGUAACCCGCAAAGCACUAUAUCCAUACUGCUGCAGUCUAUCCUUCAGAGCUCUCUUUGUAGUCUGUACUUUUCUGCUAUGCUGUAUGACCAGGAGGACAGUCCAUGGCAAAGUCACUGAACUUCCUACUGAUCCAAGAUAAGGUUAAUCCAGAAGAGGAUGCCAGUUUUCUCAGUUCAACUGAGUUCAGUUCAACUCAGUUCAACAGUGCAACAUCUGUCCCUUCCUUUGCACUCCAUCUACAUGUAACAAUUUGAAAUAGGCAGCAGUAGCAAUCCAAGCACCCAUCUGAAUCUGUCCUCUGGUCAAUUUUGUGUGGCUGUAAAUUAACAUAUUUAGCUUCUGGAUGCUAUUGAUGAUGUUAGCUGUAAAGGUACCACAGUUACCUGUCAAUAUUAUAGGUCACUUGCAAGCCACAAACUGCCUUUGCAUAAUGUUUGCUAUGCAGCAGACUGAAAAUUCAGAUGCCACUGUGAAUAUAAUAAAUACAAGCAGCAGUCAGCAAGGGAGACUGAAUGUCAGGUUUUAUUAAAGUGGAUGAAAUCCAGAAAAAAAUUGUAAAAGCCCCUUAGAUAAAACUAGGAUGCAUUCUCACCAUGACUUUUUUUUAGUUAAUUCAGAGUAACUGGAAAGCUCUUGAGAAUAAUUAGUAGCUUCAUACAGAGCACAUUCAAUAACUGGACAGACUUGAUGGAAAGGACGGGAAGUGUGUUGGGAGGAGGAAGACUUCAAAACAGAUGGGGCAAGUGAGGGGUCAGCUGCAAGCUAAUGAUGCUUUCUUGAGAGCAGGGCAAAAGAGAUGUUCAGCAGUGUUAGAUCACCAGCACAGAAUGGCUUAAAACAAAAUGCUUUGUUUGACCUGGUAAUUAAGCACUUUCCUGCAGGAUGUGACUGAGGCCAAUAGCUUAGAAAACCAAAGGAAGUGGAUGUUUUAAGAAAUGAAUGACAGGCUGAGUUCAAGGUCUCUUAAUCCUCAACUGUAGCCAGCCAGGAAUAUGCUCUUUCAAGAUUUAGUUUCACAAUUAUGUACAUUAGGAAGCAUUUACUUCUUAUGUAUCUAAUAUUGAUGACUUCUCAAGAUGGACACAGGAGCAGACAUGAGCCCUCUACUAGGGUUACUAUUUCAAGCCUUCUGUUAUGUUUCUCUGGGUGGUAGAAUUUCUGCCCCUUAGUGUUUCUGUAUCUCUAGUUUAGCAGAUGCUGCAAGAAACCGGAAGAAAGUGACCAAACAGUUCUCCCCUUCUUGCAGUUGUUCCCCGCCUUUGUAACAAGAUAAGUCACUUCAACACAAAGUUUAGCUUCCUUGCUAACAAGACAGCAUAGCAGCCCCCUGUCACAGCGAGAUCAGUGCAAUCCAGUUUUAUGCCGUAAGAAACCUGAGGGAACAAUGAAAGACAAACUUUCACACUUCCAGUUCUUUCCUCCCUUAUCUACCUGCCCUGUCUUCCUUUAACCAUAAGGAAGAAAAGGCUGGAGAUGAGUCUUUUGCACUUCUGUGGUCUUCAGAGCUACAGAGAAGGAAUGAAAAUAAGGAACUAGACUGUAACUCAUACUCCUUAGUGCCUGCAGAACAAAAAAAGAUGGAUCUUGAGGAGUCCUAUUAAUUAUUUAAUGUUAUACGUUAAUAUGAUCGCUCAUGUAGCUCUGGGGUGUAAAUUUCACUGUUCAGUAGGUGUCACCUGAUGUCUGUUCUGCAGUAUAAGUCCUUGUGAACUCUGUAGAACUGCAUCCAUACUCUAGUAAUGUUCUAUGUGAAGUCUAAGUGAGUUUUUAAAGACUUGGAACAGAUGGUGACCUACUACUAGCAAAACUAUUUCAAAUGUAAUGCAAACCUCAAAAUAAAAGUUCCUCUUUAUACUUUUAUGUAGGUAAGUCCCUGGCCAACUGCAAUUAUUUUUAUAUGGAUUAGAGAGCAAAACUUUCUAAUACCUUGUCAUUCUGAUACAAACCACAUAUACUAAGGAGUGGAGUUGGGUGUCCAUCAGUCUGUGACACACUAGCCUUUUUUUAAACUCUCAUACAGUAAGCUAAAUGAGUCUUUAGGAAUUAAAAUUAUGUUAGCAAGUGUUUUAGCUGGGAGUGGAGUGGUUUUUUUCAGUUGACUUUUACCUGUGUGCCACUGUCUGUAUGGGUCAGUACACAGUAUGCUUGGAUCUACCAGAAUAAAUUACUCCAGAACUGUGGCUGAAACAUAAAUUUCUGUUUAUGCAGUAGCUGUAUUGCUGUUAUCAGAUCUGCUUAAUGUGAAGAAUUUUUCUAAAAGUAUUUCAGGUAAAAGCCUUAAUCAGCUGCCUGCCUCUUAAGGUAGGUUCACAUGUGGUGGUGUAUGGACAUGACUUGUCCUUAAAAUUGCAGAGUUCAAGAAACCAUAAUGUACAGAAGAAUGCUCUGUUGCUAAAGGGCAAGAGUUUGGAGUUGAUGGGCUUGACCUUGCUCUAGUGGCUCUGGCUAAUCAUUUCAGGUGGUUGCUUUAGUCACUUGCUCCUUCUGAGUGAAGUAUUUCAAGUAGUCCUGAUGAUCAAGCCCUAGAUAUAAGCAGGAGGUGCCCUGUCCCAUGUGUACAGUGUGUGCACGUCUGUCUGAAAUAACACCACAUAUUCCAGUGGUCUUGCACUGUUGUCCUGUCAACAUUGACCUGCAUUAUGGAUUUAUAACUUAACCCAAGAAAGCAAGUGCUAUUCUGGCUUGGUGUUUGUUCUGCCAGAGCAAGGUGGAGACAGUCCCUCUAGAGCCAAGCUGAACUCCUUAGGGAAUUUAAUAUUUUUGUCUGUUUUCUGAGCAGGUGUUUACAUGUAUCACAACCACUCCCCUUCAGUGGUGCCCUGGCCCCAUCUGCUCAAGAGCAACUCAACUUAGGCCAAGAAGGCUACUAAAUCCCCCAUAAUCUCUGCAAAGCAGAGUUUUCCUCCAUGUCAGGGUUGAGAUGGUGCUAGCAGGACCAGAGUGGUCCCUUUCCAUGCACAUCAGUAUUCUACUCUAGCACUAUUAGGGUGCUCCAAAACUGUUUGCAUCUUUAUCACUGGUACAGCUCUGAACUAAGAAAUGGAAGGUGUCUUUCUUUACGAACAAUAUUAUGUGUGUCUUUUUGUAAUUAAUCAGUGUGGUUCUGUGUUCUUACGUAGCCAACACAGAACUUGUAUUUAGAUUUAGUUCUUACCGCACCUCCCAUAGCCCUCAUGUUGAUACUUCUUCUGGCUCCCUUUGACACUUAAGACAAUAAAAUUCCCUCUGUACUGCUUUCAGCUUGUGCAGAGAAAACAAGAUGUCUGUACUGUCUUUCUUUCCAUUUUAAACAUCCCCACUGUCAGUCAGCUGAGAAGUGAAAGGCACAGCCUUGAGUGAUGAUAUCAGACAGAUGAUGUAUAGAUGCCCUGUACUUGAAACACUAUGGACAUGGAAGAACCCUCAUUCUCCUUCAAUCAUCUGAACAGGUGAGUAUGUCUGUACACACAGAGGCAGCUGCCAGAGAGUAAUAAGUACGUAUGUGGCUGCGUAGCAAAGGCUGAAACUCAUCUUUGCCUCUUGAACUGCCAUCAGUCAGGCUGGAUCGGAAAAAAAAAAAAAGUGUAUGCAAGCAACAGAAAUUUUGGUUUUGAAACAAUACUGUAAGGGUUAACACAAGCCUCUGCUUGCACUGCUCUACAACAUAUGAUCCAGUCUCCCUUCCUGGCUUGAAAAGCAAUUCUACUUAAGGUCUGUAGUUUAGUGGCCUUCCAGACUAAUGACCUCACCAGGACUUCUCAAGACAAAUGCUGGGUUAAUAAAGGACAGUCAGCUGCAAGACUCAGUGCCUUUCCCCAGCAAGGGGGAUCCAACUUUAUUCAGACUAUCAUCUUUCAGGCAUAACAUACCCCCUCUCUCUAGGGAAAUGAGUAAUAGCUGGGACCAGGGCCAGGAUGUAGGCAAGCCUACAGUGUGUAGAGGAAAGGAAUAAAUAUCUCCUAACCUGUUACUCCAAAGAGAAUGGUACAUACAAUAGUCCCUCUUAGCUAAGUUAAUUAUAUGAACAACUUCUGCCUUGAGGGGAAGUAAUUGCACAGCACCUAGUAGAUGGUAUGAAGACACAAAAGAAGAAAGUAGCCACUUCAUAAGCCUGCAUGGCCUGUGCUCAAGCCUAGGAGUUGACAGCAGACUUCAGCAGAGGUUGAAGGCUUCUUGCUCCACUAUUAAAUACAGAAAAGAUUAAUAGUAUUAGAAAAAAAUACUAAAAUGCUGUGACUUCUGUAAACCUCUACUUUAGAUGCUUGCUCAAAAAUAUCCUCUGCUUCAUGUCUUAGAUUUUACUAAAAAUCAGGUCACUCCUAACCCCCUAUAGACAGGUCAAGAUGACUGCUAGACAAUGGAGUGAGAAUGGCAAAACAGUGACUUGGCCACAGCUGAGAUUAAAAAUAAAACUUUCUGUUCCCUCUUCAAUCAGGCUUUUCCCCUGUUACUGAUAGUUCCAGCAGUUGUAGGUCUUUAAGUCAGUUACAGAUUAUGCUACUUGGACCUUAGAGAAAAACCUUUAUUGUGGAAAGGAUACACAACUUAGCAAAGUAGUAAUUAAAAAAAAAAAAAAUUGGAAAAAGAAACCCAGUCAGCUCCUACACUGAGAAGCUGAAGACCACAAAACUUAAGGCUCUCACGUGCCUUAAUCCAUUAAUGAGAGUGAGACUGAGCCUUAAGAGCAUCAUUCAUGCACAGACUGCAGGAUUAUGGAAGGCAAAGGCCUAUGUGGACAGCAGGCCUGGAUUAUAUUUUUAUUUUGGUAAAGAGUGACUGCCAUCCUACCUCCAACCUCACACUGGGGGAGGAAAAGGAAUAGCUUUAGAAUAACUAACUUCUGCAUUCA
This is a messenger RNA of Athene cunicularia (burrowing owl), 7432 nucleotides long. It is a transcript of the gene VASH1, whose product is annotated as vasohibin 1. NCBI's taxonomy places the organism in Eukaryota, Metazoa, Chordata, Aves, Strigiformes, Strigidae. The record is from RefSeq and is a predicted model, not a curated record. Gene Ontology annotation, biological process: regulation of angiogenesis. The coding region runs from base 16 to 825 and encodes 269 amino acids. The transcript is spliced from 6 exons. Gene Ontology annotation, cellular component: cytoplasm.